Messenger RNA from Contarinia nasturtii (swede midge), 997 nucleotides. RefSeq lists its product as uncharacterized. Gene Ontology annotation, cellular component: membrane. The transcript has 7 exons. NCBI's taxonomy places the organism in Eukaryota, Metazoa, Arthropoda, Insecta, Diptera, Cecidomyiidae. The record is from RefSeq and is a predicted model, not a curated record. The coding region runs from base 167 to 880 and encodes 237 amino acids.
CCUGUUGUCAGUUUGUUUCUGGACAUUGUUUGCAUAGAACAUUUUAUUGUGAAGCUCGGCGAGAAGAUCAUUCAAAAUAUAUUUGCACGAUUUUUUUAAGUUAAAUUUUCAAACACACAAUUUAGCAAAAUUAUUGAAAUAAAACCGGAAGAAAACCUGUGUAACAAUGGGAGACAAUUAUUCAGUUAAAAGUGAUGGCUGUUGCAAAAUGAGUGGUGGCUGUGUGAAUUUUGCAAGAUGCUAUAUUUUUGCUUUUAAUACUUUUUUUCUGUUGACUUCAAUGGCUGUAUGUGGACUCUUAUUAUAUUUAAUUUAUUAUCAUAAAGAAAUUGCAGGAGGUUUUCUGACGGUGACUGUGAUUCAAACAUUGUAUCAUAAUGCAAUUGUUCCAGUGGUCUUUUGUGGAACACUUUCUAUGUUUGCAUUAUUGACCAUUUUCGUUCUGGCGAAAGAUAAUUUACAGUUAACUCUGUUUUUAUCCAUUUUAAGCACAAUAUUGAUCGUACUAGUGUUUUCAUAUGGAGCAAUAAUUUAUCUAAAUGAUCAAAUAUUUUUCAAACGUCUGGAAGAAACACUCCAGAUGAUUGAAAGUGAAAACGAACAAUUUAAUGAUUUUAUCGAGACAAAGUUUAAUUGCUGCGGAGACUUUGAAAAUAGUUACACCUUUGGCGAAAUGCAUCAAAUUGAGGAAAAGUUGACAGUUAUGCAAAUUGCGUGCAAUUUCAGAAUACUGAAGUGUACAAAUAUCGUUAACGAUUUCUUUAAAUCGCCUGUAUACAUUUUCCUUGUUACGGCUCUCAUCACAGUUAUGGGCAAAUUUGUUGAAUUGGCUUCUUCAUUUUUAUUGAGCUCACAACCGAAGGACUACACGCUAUUCUAAUCACAAAUACUAUGAAUCAUAUAUCAAAAUAACGAUUUAAGAAAAUUUAAGAAAAAAUGAUUUAUUUCAUGGCUGUGCAUUUUUCAAGGCAACUAAAAAUAGUAUAUAUCAAGCAUA